Messenger RNA from Acytostelium subglobosum LB1, 1086 nucleotides. RefSeq lists its product as hypothetical. Bases 1 to 1086 code for a protein of 361 amino acids. The transcript has a single exon. Gene Ontology annotation, cellular component: endoplasmic reticulum lumen. NCBI's taxonomy places the organism in Eukaryota, Evosea, Eumycetozoa, Acytosteliales, Acytosteliaceae. Gene Ontology annotation, biological process: endoplasmic reticulum unfolded protein response; retrograde protein transport, ER to cytosol. The record is from RefSeq and is a predicted model, not a curated record.
AUGAAAGGAGUUUAUAGACAACUAGCUAUAAUAUUGAUAAUAUCCUUUGUACUCCUUUGUACUUCUAUUAUAUAUGCCACAGAUGCAGCUGUUGAUAAUAACAAACCAAGUGAAGAACAACAAAGACAACAACAUCUACAACAACAACAACAUAUACAUGAUGUACAUAUACAUCCAGAACAACAUCAUCAACAUGAUGUACAUGUAAAAGAGACUCAACCAGUUGAUCCACAACAUAUUGAACAUCAUCAACAACAACAACAACAUCCUGUCAAUGAGGAUACUGAAGAACAACAUGUAGAUGUAGAUCAAGUACAAGAACAACAAGAGGAGGUAGAAGAGGAGAAGAAGAAACAACAAAAGACUGCAUCAUCGAUUCCAAGUAUAAAGUCAUCGAUAAAGUUCGAAGUGAUUGUUGGUGAGAGUGCAGCGUUGGACAGAUACAAGACGUGGGCAGAGAAUGGCGUUGUCAAUGUAAUGCCAAUGACUCUGGCGAAUGGCACAAAGUUCACCUGUUAUAUCCCAGUGCCCAGGGACGAGGAGGAGGAUGACACCUGGUUGGAGAUCCCCACAAGCGAGGACUUUGAAGAGGCCCUGGCGCCAAUGGAGUUGGCCGCAUGCCUGCUGAAACCAGGCGGUUGGUGGCAAUACGAGUACUGUCACAACAAGCACAUCCGUCAGUUCCACAUGGGCAAGGCCGAAAAGGUCGAAGCCGAGUUCAGUCUGGGCGUGGUGAGCAAGGUGACGCGACUGGGACACGUCCGCGGCAUCGACCCAGCAUUCAUCGAGAGCUACAACAACAAGGAGGAGACGUCGUUGCCAGACAACACGCCGCCACCCUACUACGCCAAGACCUAUCAGCAUGGCACGCCGUGUGAUCUGGUGCCUGGACAGCGACAGACCGAAGUCAGGUUCUACUGCCACGACGAGCAGUCCAAGCAACCAUUCAGCUUCAUACAAGAGAUCAUCGAGCCAUCCUCCUGUCAUUAUAUCAUCCGCAUUCAAACCAGUCGAAUGUGUAUCCAUCCACUUUUCAAGCCAAAGAAGGAUUUGAUCUAUGACAUUGCAUGCUUCAGACAACUCUGA